Molecule: messenger RNA, 2607 nt
Organism: Pomacea canaliculata
Lineage: Eukaryota; Metazoa; Mollusca; Gastropoda; Architaenioglossa; Ampullariidae
Exons: 12
Coding region: 1248-1958 (236 amino acids)
Source: RefSeq, a predicted model, not a curated record
UCAGACGCACUCACACAAACGCAGGAAUACUGCCUCUCCAUUUCGCCUUACUGUAGAAGGCUGCCCGCGAUAAAACUAUUUCCCUGGCGUGGGCUAAACCAGGAUCUUAAAUAGAGAAAAUGAGUCUGAAUUGUUAUUGGAUGUGCGGUUGCCAGUGACACGGUUUGUCGGCGAUACAAAAACCUGUUGUGUUGAUGGAGCAGCAUUGUGGGAACUACGUCCUUACUUUCUAAAUAAAUGGGACAAUAAGAUGCUUCUGGAGUAUACGUCCUUUGGGGAUUUGCUGGAACAAUUGGUAUGAUUUUCACGAGGAAGAAUGUACAAUGAAAUGAAGAUAAAAUCUUGGAAAGUGUGCCUAUGUAUGAGCUAGAAUAUCAUUGUGAACUCACUAUGGCUGGAGUCAUCUCAGCUAAAACAUAUUCAAACAUUCUGAUGACACUGCUAACACUCUUGGUCGUCGAGCACGGAGCAGGUCUACGGUUAACGUUUCCCGACAUCAGUGGUGACGUCAUCACAGCGGCAGAGAACUCCGAGAUACGUAUACGCUUUGGAGUUGCCGACCUUGAUGGCGUUACCGAUCCUUUUUUCAUCGGCUUGGACAUUAGUAAUGAUUCGAGUGGGGCUACAAAGAUACAAUUGUUGUGUCUAAUAACUUACAACACAAGUGCCAUGUCAUAUAUAAAGGAUGAAAGGAGAACUGUUCCGUUCCACCAGGAGCCGACACUGUCGUGUUUACCAGGACUGUGUCUCGUGGGGAUGACAAAGCUACGUUGAUAUGGAAACUGGAACAACAUGGAGUUGAGAAAAGAUUACGGCUUAACGUCACCUAUCCACCCACUAUAACCAGUCUCACCUUUGACAACGAUUCUAAUCAAACGAAAACGAUUCCGAGCGGAGGAAAGUUACAACUGAGCUGCUCUUGGAGCAACGGCAACCCGCCUACAGCAGUCCGUCUUCUAAACAACAAGGGGCAGUUGUUGACAGAAAACAACAACAGCAACAACACCUCCCUGACAUACGAGUUGAACCCUGUCACCUGUAACCUCACGGGUGUGUUCACGUGCCAGACGGCGGGUGCAGAGGUCAACAGGAGCGUAACUGUCUUGGUUCAGUGUCCACCGGUAUUCAGUGCGACAGAAGACGUGAAAGAGAGCUUUACGGCAGGUGAGCCAGUGACGUUGAGUUUCCACGUAGUGUCACACACGAGUGACAUCACACAGUGUCGUCUGCGUCAACUGUCGUCAGACAUGCACUCAGCACAUGACGUCUAUCGACUAAACACUACUUUUACCUGUUCGCUGACCGGACAGCCACCUGACCUGAAACUGUCCGUUGUCAUGUUUAAUGUCAGUGACAGUGAGGAGGGCGAGUGGCAUCUCGAGCUGUCUAAUGACAGUGGAAACACCUCCACACGAUUUUCUCUUCACACGGAAAAAAAGCCUGGUGAUGAAAGCUCUUCCUCGGCAGACAAGGUGUACAUCAUGUGGGCAGUUGGAUGUUUUCUUCUCCUCUGCGUUGCCAUCAUCGUCGUUUUCCUGCUGAGACGAGCAAAACAUAAAGCAGAUACCACACUCAGACACAACGUUGACAGCAACAAGAAGAAACCCCUCAAGCCAGUUCUUAGUGAAGAUAUGAUUAUUAAUGAAGUGUACGAGUCGGCUGGAGACUACCCCAUGUCUUACACAACACUCGGCAAUGAAAGCACAGAACUGUCAGGAAACAGCGAAGGUGAAUACGUCUAUGCUCACACUGCGAAGAUUGUCACCUGGAAGGAACAGAACCCAAGCAACACGGCAGCAGGAAACAGCGGGGAGGGAGACAACGUGUAUGCCAAAGUACAGAAAGGGGACAGAAACACACCAAGUAACAAGGGAGACAACUUAUAUGCCGAAGUACAAAAAGGAGACAAAAACACACCAUUGGCAAAGAAGACAACUCCACAGCCAAGGAUCACCUGACUGGCGACACUGAAUGCGCGUACAUGAGUGUGGAUGUACCUGGAGCGGUGGGGAAGGAAGCCAAAGGCGGCGAUGAUCAUGCCAGCUGAACUGCACAACCGGGAUGUGCCAAACCACCUGAUAAGCCUCACCUGACCUUUGUCCGAUCAGGUGACUAUAGAUAUCAUUACCGUCUACUGUCAACUACGACUGCCACACGUGCUGAGCUCUACGGGAGGGCAGACGUACCAGCGUCUUGUCUCGCUCACCAUCUUCUAACGCUUUUGAUGUUCCACGUGACUGUCUGUCAACUGACUUUACAAUCCCUAUGACUGCUCCCAUUAGUAACAACUAGUCUUCAAAGAUUCUUUAUUUACAUUUAUAUUCUAAUCUUAUGAUGUUUCAGGACUCGUAUUCAUGUCAAGAGCUUAGCUGUCGGACCAGUAAAACUCGCAAAGUACAAAAGAUUUAGUCAGUCAAUCCGGUGUUUUUCACGUUCAUGCACAUUAAACCACUUUCUUAUUUAUAUUUAAGUCGAUUUCUAGCAUUUAUAUUCUGUCAGAAUCUUAUUCUUAUUUUAUGCCAGUUUCUUGUUUAUAUUUUAGUAUUUUCUUUAUACUGUUUUGAACGAAUAAAUACAAUCUACCAAUCUACAGGCCUCUGCUAGCGU